AUGGACUUCCAAGACACUCGUCGACCAUCGUCGUCAACGUCCUCUAUUACAUCUACUUCAACGUGGGCUUCACACGACGAUCCCUCACCCCUAGCAACCUCACGUCGCUCAUCUCUACGAUUUUUCACGUAUCUGCGCCAACGACAACCAAGUACAACGUCGACAUCAAGUCGCACCUGUGAGGGAAUGAGCACCGAAGAGACGCGCGAGCUCUGGCGCUGCAUGUUGGAGCUGCAGCAGCUAUAUGGAUGUUACAACUCUACGAGAAUAGACUUGGCGGUAAAUGCGGGUGAAGCUGGAAUCGACCUGAUGCCCAAUCCAUUCAUCAUCGACACACUCAACGACUCUCUAGUUGACCUCCCCGAAGAAGGAUGGGACAUGCUGGACCGCUGUUUACAAACCGCGAGAAAACCAUCACCGCGGCCAAAGUCCAAGUGCCAAAACAAGGUCUGGGGUGCCUAA
This is a messenger RNA of Pochonia chlamydosporia 170, 462 nucleotides long. RefSeq lists its product as hypothetical. The transcript has 2 exons. NCBI's taxonomy places the organism in Eukaryota, Fungi, Ascomycota, Sordariomycetes, Hypocreales, Clavicipitaceae. Bases 1 to 462 code for a protein of 153 amino acids. The record is from RefSeq and is a predicted model, not a curated record.